CGAUCCUGUCUUCCUUCGUGAUUUUCUUUUUUCUAAAAGAGCUAGACGGAGACUAGCCAGCAAGAUCAACGACACACUGUUUCGACUUCUUUUGCAUUAAUCUAAAACCUUUUACCAACAAAUACAAUAAGCGGGAAAAUGCUAGAGCAGAACUAUACAGAUGUCCAUGCUCUGCUGGUAUCCUGGUUGCAGCACUACAUUAAUGAGACAUGGGUGAUGGGAGCAGCUCCAUAUGCGCCGCCACAUCCUCCACCUGUGCAUCUGAGUGGCGCUCCGGUUCAAGAUAAAGGUCAAGGCAUGAUCUACAUCUGUCUGAUGGUGGGGCUCUUUAGUUUCUUUACCUUUGGCAUCAUGUUCAGCUAUAUCCGCUCAAAGAAGGUGGAGAACUCGCAGGAUCCGUACCAUCAGUAUAUAGCUAAAGACUGGGCUAGUAUAGCGUCUCCUGUCAUCAUCAGCAACCCGGCUGCGCUCGUACAUCUCCCCGGGUACGGUGGAAGAGAGCAGGAGCAGGCCUAGAUUACAGUGUGUGACUUCUGUCAUUUCUAUAAAGAGCGUGUCUUUGAUAUUCUGCUUCUUUCACAGUGUCACAGUUGUUCAUUAUGUCAAAAAUAAUAAUAAAAAAAAAACGUAUUGUACAAUUUGGCAA
This is a messenger RNA of Puntigrus tetrazona (Sumatra barb), 646 nucleotides long. RefSeq lists its product as uncharacterized. The transcript is spliced from 2 exons. The record is from RefSeq and is a predicted model, not a curated record. Gene Ontology annotation, molecular function: voltage-gated potassium channel activity involved in ventricular cardiac muscle cell action potential repolarization; transmembrane transporter binding; potassium channel regulator activity. Gene Ontology annotation, biological process: membrane repolarization during action potential; potassium ion export across plasma membrane; regulation of ventricular cardiac muscle cell membrane repolarization. Gene Ontology annotation, cellular component: membrane. Lineage: Eukaryota; Metazoa; Chordata; Actinopteri; Cypriniformes; Cyprinidae. Bases 139 to 516 code for a protein of 125 amino acids.